This is a messenger RNA of Spirometra erinaceieuropaei, 2633 nucleotides long. Lineage: Eukaryota; Metazoa; Platyhelminthes; Cestoda; Diphyllobothriidea; Diphyllobothriidae. The record is from the annotation of a GenBank genome assembly.
AUGGAUCUUCGCGUCGACAUCGUCGAGACGAGGCUCUGCCUGGACCAUCGCAGGAGGCCACCAGGUAAGUUCCCCCUCAGGUAAGUGCAUUUGCUCUGUUUCUUCCUUUUGUCUGCUAAAGUUCCGUGUCGUAUGCUGCUCUUGCUGCCUGCCCCUGUAUGCUAGUCUGUCCGCUUAUAGCUAGACGAAACCCUCGCUGCCUGCUGCGAUUGUCUGUCCGUCAGUCUAUGCCACUCUCUAUUAAUAGCUAGGUGUUACGGUGCUCGACUUUGUGUGGUGCCCUCACUUUGUAUCUGACUGAUGACUGUGUCCGCCUGUCCACUCUAGUUCUAAGUCCCAUAGCGUUAGGUUGUGUUUAUGCUCUCUCCUACUUCACUCCAUCACAUCAUCACCACCACCACCAAGGUCCCAGGCUAAUUCGGGUCGUUCUCUCACUAACAAAAAGUCGCGGCCCAUAGUGGAGUCCGGCAGCCGUCUGGGAUAACCGGGCAGCCCUGUUCAGGGAUGCGUUGCCUGCCCUCGCGAGGGGGAGGGGGCUAGAAAAGGUGCCCUAAAGAUCGCUGGGAACCACGCUGUCUGUAGGCUGGCCGUGGCCGGAGACAAAAAACACACGGUCAAAACAGCCAAAACCGAAACAACAGCAACAACAACAAUCACUCUCUUCCUCUUCCAGCCUAUUCUUCUUCUUCUCCUACUCCUACUUUUCGUCGCCGCAGUCGCCAGACUGGCAGGGUGAGCUCGCUCACACUGGCAGCCUGGAAUGUUCGUUCCCUUUUAGAUAAUCCGAGGAGCAACCGACCGGAACGGAGGACGGCGCUAGUGGCACGAGAACUGGCGCGCUACAAGGUGGACAUCGCCGCACUCAGCGAGACCCGAUUCUCCGAACUAGGCCAACUGGAGGAGGUGGGUGCCGGCUACACGUUCUUCUGGAGCGGUCGACCCAGGGCAGAGCGACGUGACGCGGGUGUCGCCUUUGCCAUCCGGACCGACAUCGUGGGACGACUGCCCUGUCUGCCGCAGGGCAUCAACGAUCGCCUGAUGAGUCUCCGCCUGCCUCUCCGGCGAGGAGGCAAAUUCGCCACCAUCAUCAGCGCCUACGCUCCGCCGAUGAGCAGCCCCGACGCCGCCGCAAGAGACAAAUCUACGAGGACCUGCACGUCCUCUUGGCGACUGUGUCGAAGGCGGACAAGUUGAUUGUCCUUGGCGACUUCAACGCCCGCGUCGGCACAGACCAUACUGCCUGGAGAGGAGUGCUGGGUCCUCACGGUCUCCGCGGGUCCAACGACAACGGCCUGCUUCUCCUCCGCACCUGCGCAGAACACCUCCUCAUCCUGACGAACACCUUCUUCUGUCUGCCGGAGCGAGAGAAGGCCACCUGGAGGCAUCCUCGGUCGCGCCAGCGGCACCUGCUGGACUAUGUCCUCGUCCGGAGGCGAGAUCAGCGGGACGUGCUGGUGACGAAGGCGAUCGCGGGUGCUGACGGGUGGACCGACCAUCGCCUCGUCAUCUCAAAGAUGCGUAUUCGCCUACAGCCUCGCAGGAGACCACAAGGUAAGCGACCCCCAGGUAAGCUGAAUGUUGCUUUGUUGUCUUUGCCCGCUCAUCAUCUUCAUUUCAGCAAUGAGCUAGCUCAACGGCUAGACAACCUCCCCAUCGCCGAUGCCGCCGCUGCCGAGAACGCCUCCGUGGAGAACCGCUGGUGUCAACUGCGAGAAACGGUCCAGUCGACGGCGCUCGCCGUCCUCGGUCGCGCUCCCCGCCAACACCAGGAUUGGUUCGACGACAACGACGCCGCCAUCAGAAAUCUGCUUGCUGGGAAGAACCGCCUACACAAAGCCUACUUAGAUCACCCCACUGAGGACAACAAAGCUGCCUUCUACCGCAGUCGCCGACAGCUUCAGCAACGACUGCGCGAGAUGCAGGACGCCUGGACUGCUCGCAAAGCUGAGGAGAUCCAAGGCUACGCGGACCGCAACGAAUGGAAGUACUUCUUCUCCGCGAUCAAAGCUGUCUAUGGUCCGCCGACGAAGGACACUGCUCCUCUCCUCAGCGCCGACGGCAGCACUCUCCUGACUGAGAAGACGCAAAUCCUACAGCGAUGGGCCGAGCAUUUCCAGGGCGUCCUCAGCCGCCCUUCCGUCAUCUCCGACGCCGCCAUCGCCCGCUUGCCGCAAGUGGAGACCAACGUGGAACUCGACCUCCCGCCAUCUCUCCAGGAAACGAUCAGGGCCGUGCAGCAGCUCUCUAGCGGGAAAGCACCCAGAUCGGACGCAAUCCCUGCUAAGGUCUACAAGCACGGAGGUCCCCAACUCAUGGAUCACCUGACUGCGCUCUUCCAGGAGAUGUGGCGCCAAGGUGAAGUCCCGCAAGAUUUCAAGGACGCAACUAUCGUGCACCUAUACAAGCGCAAAGGGAAUCACCAAGUCUGCGACAACCACCGCGGCAUCUCCCUACUGAACAUCGCCGGAAAGAUCUUCGCUCGCAUCCUGCUCAACCGCCUCAACCACCAUCUGGAACAGGGCCUUCUGCCGGAAAGCCAAUGCGGCUUCCGUCGUCAUCGUGGGACCACGGAUAUGAUCUUCGCAGCCCGCCAACUUCAGGAGAAGUGCCAGGAGAUGCGGACCCACCUGUAG